CAAUUCCUCUUUAACGCCUUCGCCAUUCACACGCAAUUAGAGAAGUUUUUAACUUAGGCUUUUAGAGAGAGAGAGAAAUAAAGAAGAGGGGGCGCAGAAAGCGGUGUUGGUGGAAGAGAAAGGAUGAAGAUUACAGCACUUUUGGUCUUGAGGUGCAAUCCUGAUGGAUCCGAUCCAGUCAUUUUGGCCAACGCCACCGACGUUAGCCAUUUCGGAUUCUUCCAGAGACCCAGUGUACGUGAAUUCAUUGUUUUCGUUGGUCGUACCGUCGCCAAACGCACGCCACUUGGCCAACGUCAAUCCGUCCAACAUGAAGAAUAUAAGGUGCACUCUUACAAUAGAAAUGGCCUCUGUGCACUGGGAUUCAUGGAUGAUCACUACCCUGUCCGAAGUGCAUUUUCUCUACUUAACCAGGUUUUGGAUGAAUACCAUAAGAACUUUGGGGAAUCAUGGAGAACUAUUCUAGCAGAAAACGUCCAACCUUGGCCCUAUUUAACCGAGUCUUUGACUAAAUUUCAGGAUCCUGCUGAGGCUGACAAAUUGCUGAAAAUUCAGAGGGAAUUGGAUGAAACAAAGAUUAUUCUUCAUAAGACCAUUGAUAGUGUCCUUGCACGAGGUGAAAAGCUCGAUAGUUUGGUUGAGAAAAGUUCUGAUCUCAGUGCUGCUUCACAGAUGUUCUACAAGCAAGCGAAGAAAACUAAUCAAUGCUGUACAAUACUGUGAGAUUGUCGACAAAAGAAAAGGGUUAUAAUUGAACAGAUGAGGUGGAGUUUCGUUGUGUCUCAGAUGAUAUGUAUAAUUGAAAACACGCAAGCAACAAUGACAGGAUGAUAUUGUUGUUUACUAUUUUAUGUCAGUUGUGAAUUGCUUGA
This is a messenger RNA of Impatiens glandulifera, 872 nucleotides long. Its product is annotated as VAMP-like protein YKT61. Gene Ontology annotation, biological process: endoplasmic reticulum to Golgi vesicle-mediated transport. Gene Ontology annotation, cellular component: membrane; Golgi apparatus. The transcript is spliced from 6 exons. The record is from RefSeq and is a predicted model, not a curated record. Bases 124 to 723 code for a protein of 199 amino acids. Gene Ontology annotation, molecular function: SNAP receptor activity. Lineage: Eukaryota; Viridiplantae; Streptophyta; Magnoliopsida; Ericales; Balsaminaceae.